CCCAUACAAAUUGAAUUUUUCAAGUCGAAUAUCUUCAAAAGUGUUUAAGGUAGGAACUAGAAAAUUGGUACAGAGCUACAGGAUAACAACACCACUCUCACCUAUAAAACUGGCUAUCGAAUAAGGGGGCGUGGUACCCAUACAAACUAAAUUUUUUAAGCAAAAUAUCUGAAAGGGUUCAAGGUAGGGACCUGAAAAUUGGUAUAGACCUAUAUGGUAUCAAAAGCCUUCUUACACAUAAAAGAAGGGGUAAUCGGAAAAGGGGCCGUGGCACCUCCCAUACAAACUGAAUUUUCAAGGUGAAUAUCUUCAAAAGUGUUUAAGGUUGGAACAUGAAUAUUGGUAUAGAGCUAUAGGAAACAACCCCAUUCUCACCCAUAAAACUUGGCGUUAUCGAAAAAGGGGGCGUGGUACCUCCCAUAUAAUCUUUAAUUAUUUUGGUUGUUAAUCCACCAUAUAUUUAUCUCAUUUUCCACCUAGCACAACAUUUUGGUUGUUUCUUGCUAUUUUUGUUUAUUUAUCGGUGACAGUAGCGGUUAUAUCGUAAUUUUGGUUGUGUUACGUGCUAUUUUUGGUUUAUGGAAAUGGCAGUUUUAUGAAACAAACACAAAUUAAAUUAACGUCAAUUUUGCUUUGCAAUCGAACACGCAAAAUUUAGAGGGCAAUAAAAAUGCGCCUUGCUUUACAGAUAUAUUGAUAUAUUUUGUUUUAAAAAGUGAGUUUUUUAGCGAAAGUGAUUUAGCGUGUUGGUGAAUACCGAUUUAUGUACAUUGGAAUUUAUCAUUCAAUUGAUCUGCUUCCUUAGUUUAAUUCAUUCAUUUUUGGAGUUUUCAAAGGUAAGUUAUUGGUCCGUAAAACCUUAUACGUAUGGUAACACUUUUCGGAGUUCCCAGGCCGCAAGGAGAACACGAAAUAGCAGAGCACGUCAAAGGGAAAAUGUUAUUGAGAGGGUAUCACCACGAAAUAGACUGCUGGAGAAUAGCAUGCACCAGUUAGAAGAUGUCAACCAAACAUACAAUCAGCAAGAACGAUUGAGAAGAAGGGAAGUUAACAAUCAGCAACAACGAUCGAGAAGAAGGGAAGUUCGUGCUCGCCAAAGUGAUGAAGUAAUAUCACAACAUGCGAUUAUUUGACGACAACAGCGGCAACAUCUUUCUUUUGUGAACAUUGAACGGGCAGGUUUUCGAUAUGAUCCAAACAUUCAAUAUAGCGCAUCUGUUCAAAUUGGUCAGAUGUCUGUAGUUUGUCAAUAUUGCAAUGCAGUCAAAUUUAAAAAUGAACCGCCAGGGUUAUGUUGCGCCGGGGGAAAGUUAAGUUGCCAGAAUUGCUUCCACCACCACAGCCAUUGUUCCAGCUGCUUUACGGUGAAUCUCCUCACUCGAGCCAUUUCUUAAAGCACACUAAAAUGUACAACGAUUGUUUUCAAAUGACGUCGUUUGGCGGUGAAAUUGUAAAUGAACAAAACUGCAAUCCAACGUUUAAGGUAUUUUUGCCAAACAAUAUUCGACAGAAACUACAGAGCUUUCCUCCAAUUAUACAGGUUCAUGGGCAAAUUUUUCAUCUCGCUGGAUCGCUGUUGCCGUAUCCAGAUCAAGAACACAAAUAUCUCCAAAUUUACUUUCUGGGAGAUUCACAUGAUGAAGUAAAUCGGCGUUGUGCUAUCUUCAAUACAACGAAAAGAGAGCAAAUGUUACACGAACACAGUGGCCUCAUUAAACUGUUUACGAUUUCGUUGGAACGUAUGCCAACAGAUGAUCAUAGUAUAAUCAUACAAGCGGACAAAAGACCAACAGGGACACAUGAAAGACAAUAUAAUGCACCUACAGUUAGCGAAAUAUCAGUUGUUGUCGUUGGAGAAAAUUUGCAGUCGCGUGAUAUUGUUAUCGAACGUAGAAAUCAAAACGCACUAAAACGGAUAAGUGAGACACAUCGGUCUUACGACGCAAUGCAAUAUCCGCUCAUGUUCUGCCGUGGAGAAGACGGAUAUCACUUAGGAUAUAAGAUGAUAAAUCCGGUGAAUGGUGUCGAGACAAAUAAAAAAGUCAGUUCAAUGAAGUUUUACGCAUGUCGAAUGAUGAUUCGCCAAAACUAUGACAACCACUUACUGAGAUAUGGACGGUUAUUUCAACAGUAUGAAGUUGACAUGUACGUUAAAGUUGAGACAGAACGACUUAAUUACAUGCGAUACAAUCAGUCGAAGUUGCGAUCUGAAGAGUAUAUUCACUUAAGAGAUGCAAUGAUUGGUGACGCGGAUAUUACAGAUAUUGGUCGACUCUAUAUUUUGCCAUCGACAUACAUUGGCAGUCCUAGACACAUGCAUGAGUACUCCCAGGAUGCGAUGACUUACGUGCGCAAUUAUGGACGGCCGGAUUUGUUUGUUACAUUUACUUGCAAUCCAAAAUGGCCAGACAUUACUAAUUUAUUGCAUCCCGGUCAAUCACCACGUUACGACGUUACAGCACGCGUGUUUAAACAAAAACUCAGAUGUUUGAUGGACUUUAUUACGAAACAACGUGUAUAUGGCACUGUUCGAUGCUGGAUGUACUCAGUGAAGUGGCAGAAGAGAGGUUUGCCCCACGCACACAUUCUUCUUUGGAUGGUGGAGAAAAUUACACCUGACCAAAUUGAUGACAUCAUUUCCGCCGAAAUUCCUGAUGUUGAAAUAGAUCCAGAGUUGCACGAAGUGGUGAUGGCCAAUAUGGUUCAUGGGCCAUGCGGAGAACACGAUCCAUCUUCGGUUUGUAUGUCGGACAGUAAAUGCAAAAAACGCUAUCCCCGUGCUUUCAUUUCGAAAACUCAAACUGGAAACGAUGGAUACCCUCUCUAUCGGCGUCGCUCACCCGCUGACAAUGGCAGAACAUUCAUCACUCAAUUGAAAGGAAAGAAUUUCGUGGUUGAUAACACAUGGUUCGUUCCAUAUUCGCCAAUUUUGUCUAAGGCAUUCAAAACACAUAUAAAUGUUGAGUAUUGCAGUUCAAUAAAAUCAAUUAAGUAUGUUUGCAAAUAAGUUACCAAAGGAAGCGAUAUGGCGGUUAUUGGCGUUGAACGAGAUGAAAUUAGCAAAUUUCAAAUGUGCAGAUAUGUGAACUGCAACGAAGCAAUCUGGAGAAUAUUUUCAUUUGCAAUUCAUGAACGCCAUCCUACUGUUGUGCAUCUGGCAGCUCAUUUGGAGAAUGGCCAGCGUUUAUUUCAACGCAGAGAACAUAGUACAGCGAACGGAAAUAGCACCAGAAACCACUUUAACAAGUUUCUUUGCAACUUGCGCCAGUGAUCCGUUCGCGUGAACAUUGCUUUACUCGGAGAUGCCUCGGUAUUAUACAUGGAAUGCAUCGUCGAAGAAAUGGUUGUGCAGGAAGAACGGCCAUCCGGUAGAUGGUUAUCCAGGUGUUUUUUCAACUGAUGCAUUGGGAAGAAUUUACACAAUCCAUCCAAAGAUGCUUUCACCGACGUUUGCUUUUGAUUAAUGUACGUGGUUCAGCUUCAUUUGAAUCAUUGAGGACUGUAGAUGGUACCAUUUGUGCAACAUUUCUACAAGCAUGUCAACAAUUACAAUUGCUUGAACACGACAGUCACUGGAAUCAAACGCUAGCGGAUGCAAUAGCUUCUACACCAGCCACUGCAGUUCGUACACUUUUCGCUAUUAUAAUUUCGACAUGUCAGCCUUCAAACCCGCGUCUAUUAUGGAAUACGUACAAAGAUGACAUGACAGAAGAUAUUUUGCAUCGCCUGCGAUUAGCGACGAGAAAUGUCGACUUACAAAUGAACGCUGACAUCUACAAUGAAGCAUUAGUCCUUAUUGAAGAUUUAUGUUUACUUAUGAGAGGAAAACUAUUGAUUGAAGUUCAUAUGCCGGCACCAAGUCGUCAAACAAGGGAUUUAGUGAGUCGCGAAUUGGAACGCGAGCGUGCUUACGAUAUAACUCACUUGCAACAACAAGUACAAACAAAUGUUCCACUGUUGAAUGAACAGCAAAGCAGUGCGUACAAUCAGCUAAUAAAUGCUGUAGAUAGUGGAAACGGUGGCAUAUUUUUCUUCGAUGCGCCCGGCGGGACUGGCAAAACGUUCCUAUUGUCUUUAAUACUAGCAGCAAUACCUAGUCAAGGUGGUAUUGCAUUAGCUCUUGUAUCUACCGGGAUUGCUGCAACACUGUUAGAAGGUGGAAGAACGGCACAUUCAGCAUUAAAGCUUCCAUUAAACUUGCAAAUACACGAAAGUCCUGUUUGCAAUAUUUCAAAGCAAUCAGCAAUGACACAAGUUUUAAAAAAAAUGUAAGUUAAUCAUAUGGGAUGAAUGCACAAUGGCCCACAAACGAUCAUUAGAAGAACUCGACCGAACACUGAGAGAUUUGCGCAACAAUAAUCGUUGCUUUGGAGGAGUGAUGAUAUUGCUGUCGGGCGACUUUAGACAAACACUUCCCGUUAUUCCAAAAUCAACAGAAGGCGGAUGAGCUAAACGCAUGUCUGAAGUCAUCGCAUUUGUGGAGGUUUGUUAAAACCAUUUCAUUGACCAUGAAUAUGCGAGUUUUGCUGCAAAACGAUAGAAGUGCGGAGGUUUUUUCAAAAGAGCUGCUGCGAAUCGGAAAUGGAUAAGUUCCGAUAGAUCCUUGCAGUGGAUUAAUAUCGAUUCCAACUACGAUUUGCCAAUUCACAUCUAAUAAAUAUGAACUAAUCAGUAGUGUAUAUCCAAAUAUUGCUCAAAAUUAUGGUAACUACGAUUGGUUAAGCACGCGCGCAAUUUUAGCAGCAAAAAAUAUGGAUGUCAACGACUUGAAUUGGACGAUUCAAAAUCAAAUUCCGGGAGAACUGCGGUCAUAUAAAUCAAUCGAUCGCGUUGAAAAUGAAGACGAGGUAGUAAAUGACCCAGUGUAGUUCUUAAACUCUUUGAUGCCGCCUGGAAUGCCGCCUCAUAAUUUGAGUCUCAAAGUUGGGUCUGUAGUUAUUAUGCUACGGAAUCUUCAUGCUCCCAAACUGUGCAAUGGUACUCGACUGAUUGUGACCAAGCUAAUGGACAAUUUAAUAGUGGCAAGCAUUUUGAAAGGCCCGUUCAAGGGAGAGGAAUGCUUACUUCCCCGAAUUCCAUUAACUUCAACAGAUUUGCCAUUCCAAUUCAGAAGUUUGCAGUUCCCAGUGAAACUUUCAUUUGCGAUGACAAUAAACAAGUCACAAGGGCAGUCGCUGGAAGUAUGCGGCAUAAAUUUAGAAAUGUCUUGCUUUUCACAUGGCCAGCUCUAUGUGGCGUGUUCCCGUGUUGGAAAACCUUCCUCACUGUUUAUUUACGCCGCGGAACAGAAAACCAAAAAUAUCGUGUACCGUGCAGCCCUAAACUAAAUAUGUACUAAAAUUAUAUAUUUUCGAGACUCGAUUAAAACUAAUAAAAUUGAAUGAGAAUAGUACAAACUUAAUUUUAUUAAAUUGUCAACAAAUCCUGGACGUGAUAUGUCAGCGCUAUUGAAAAGAGUAGCAUUUUUCAAGCAAUUAAAUUCAAAAAGCAUUAAUGUACCCUCGAAAAAAAUGUUUAUCAGGCAGGUUCUGGCAAUUCACUUCCGAGUAAAAUUUGUAAAAAUUUUGUCAAAUUAGGUGCAGAAAGUAUUUUCCACAAAAUUUCACUCGGAAGUAAAUUGCAGAACCUGCCUGUAUAUCAUGUUUUUUUAUUUAAAUUUUUUAUCAAAAACAGUUCAAAAAAAUCAGCAAUAAUUUUUUCUUCACUAUUUUUCAAUAUUGUGAAUUUGUCAAGGACAAAAAAGGCGGUAUUUAAAGUAUACACAAUGAAAUUAGGAAAAAUCGUUCAUAUUCUAUUAAAACCAAUACCGUUUUAAUUUUUGAAAUGAAAAAAAAUCUAUUUUGGGCAGAACGAAGUUUGCCGGGUCAGCUAGUUUUAUUAUAACUAUAAAACAUGUUUUUUUAAGAAGUAGUGUAUUUAAAUAAGCGGACAAAUAUUGUGGAACCGUCAGUAUCCGGUUAUUGGAGGUUUCACUGUUCAAAGAACCGCUCUGCAUUUUGUUAACAUUUCUAUCAACGAAUCGACACUAGCUUUUUUGAGCGGAUCCAAUAUGAACAAGUUUUUUUUACAGUGAAAUGUUCAUGCAAUAUUGAAUGUACAAGUAUGUAUAUGUAUGCUGGUAUCACCAAUGCCCAUAGUUGUCUAAAUCUUACGACAGAUCACAUGGCGAUUUUGUAGUAUCAAUUUGUGAUCAAUUGUUUCCGAACAAACAACUGAUUUUUGACGACCUCAAGAUUCGUCUUGGAGUAAUCUACGACCUCACUAUACAAUCGAUAAACACUAGUACUGGAUGAAGCUUCAUUGUCAAAAAUUGAAUUUGAAUUGAAUAUUUGUACUUAAAAUUAAUAAAAUCGGGUGAAAACUUACCCUAGGCCUAAUAUUACUAACAAACCUCAUGUACACACGGAACGAAUUCUGAAAUCACAAAACGAUUAAAUAUUAAGAAUCGAGAAACCACUUUGAGAUCUUUUAUAACUGGUUUAAAUCAUCCCUUAAACUAUGUAAAUACUAUUGACCAAAUGCUCUUGCUAAGGCGCAAAGAGCUUCGUUCAAAUCAAAUGCGAUCACAAUUUGGUUUGCGUUUUUCCAAAAAAUGUAACGAAACUGGUUGAAAAGACCUGUAUCGAGGAUUUCUAAAUUUUCAAAAUAAUUGAAGAUAUUUUUAAAUGAAUGUCUAUUUAUACCAAAUGAAUCCCAAUAACCUAGAACCAAUGGACGGAGAUCAGACUACACAAGUAUUAAAUAAUCCCAGGCCUGUGCAAACAAGCCAACCACAAAUCAGGAGUAACAGGUAUAAAUGGCAGACCAUAUAUCAACCAACCAGUAUACCAAAGAGAAUAAGAGAAAGUAUAUUGAAGAAAACCUUUUUUAGGGAAAAUUUUUAGUAUUACAAAAGAUAAGGGACAACCAGGUGAUAUACCAUAUACGACCCGAAAUUUAUAAUAACCCAGAAAUUUUAAUAACAAAGAAGUAUGUAAGAACUCUUUAUGGUUCGACCCUCAUAAAAUAUUUUGAAAAUAUUAUUCGGUUUGAUAUUUUGGAAUUGAAUUCCUAAUUUAAAUUGGUGCAGCAACCGAUAUCCCAAAUAGCAAAUUGAUGUAUGCCAAUAAUAAAAUCGAAAAAAUAUAUGGCAAUAAAGUAAAAGAAAAUAAUGUAAAUAUAACGAAAAUAAAACUUCCAAGGCGUCCGCCGAAGUUAAUACUGGCAAACCUUAAAAAACACUUCAUCAAUAACUAAUAUGAAAAGUAUGAAAUAUAAUAUUACGAACAAGAUAAUAAACCAAACAAAUUUAAAUAAUAUAUUAAAACUCAAUAAUUUUUUUAAAUCACAAUUUUUUUUCAAUAUUUCUCUAAUUAUUGGAUCUGAGUUUUGUUUUAAAAGCCUAACAAUAAGUAAUAAAAUCUUAAAUCUAUUUAAAAAUUAGACAGGCUCAAGCAAGUGAUUGCUCUUUAAUACGCACGCAUAUCUCUUCUUUUAAGGCGUGUUUGAUCGCAGGAUUGUACCAAAGCAUUGGCCAAAAGGCUUAGGUGAUCUCGUAGUUUAGCUAUAUAUUUCAUUCUGCUGUCCCCUACUUCUUUCAUUACCAUAGGAAUACCAAAAUCUUUAUAGAUAUUUUCAUUACGCAUGUACCAUGGUGAACACGUGAUUGAUAUAAGUAUUUUUGAUUGGAAACUUUGUAUUAUAUCAAUAUUAGUUGCACAGGUCG
This is a messenger RNA of Bactrocera dorsalis (oriental fruit fly), 7705 nucleotides long. RefSeq lists its product as uncharacterized. The record is from RefSeq and is a predicted model, not a curated record. The transcript is spliced from 2 exons. NCBI's taxonomy places the organism in Eukaryota, Metazoa, Arthropoda, Insecta, Diptera, Tephritidae. Bases 1292 to 3007 code for a protein of 571 amino acids.